Molecule: messenger RNA, 3682 nt
Organism: Ostrinia nubilalis (European corn borer)
Lineage: Eukaryota; Metazoa; Arthropoda; Insecta; Lepidoptera; Crambidae
Product: proteoglycan 4-like
Exons: 8
Coding region: 1-1659 (552 amino acids)
Source: RefSeq, a predicted model, not a curated record
AUGCCCACACUAGGCUCACACGAAGCGGCCGCUACGCUGCUGGCCAAGCGGGCGCUGCCGCUGUUCCCCAACGGAUUCGUGCGCAUGCCCACGCUCCUACGCCAGGCUCCCAAGCCCACGCUAGGCUCCCAAACCCACCCCAAGCCUACGUUAGGCUCCCACGCCCAUACCAAGCCCACGCUAGGCUCCCACGCCCACCCCAAGCCCACGCUAGGCUCCCAAGCCCACGCUAGGCUCCCACGCUCACCCCUCAUGCCCACACUAGGCUCACACGAAGCGGCCGCUACGUUGCUGGCCAAGCGGGCGCUGCCGCUGUUUCCCAACGGAUUCGUGCGGAUGCCCACGCUCCUACGACAGGCUCCCAAGCCCACACUAGGCUCACACGAGGCGGCCGCUACGUUGCUGGCCAAGCGGGCGCUGCCGCUGUUCCCCAACGGAUUCGUGCGCAUGCCCACGCUCCUGCGACAGGCCGACCUCAGCAAAGACAUCAAAGCGUCGGACGUGAAGCGUCAGCGGCUCGGAUCCGCAUCGCAGCCGGCGCCGCCCGCGCCGCCAGCCUUCGUCGAGCCCAUCCACUUCCCAAGCUCGCUUACCGUCACAACCACCACCAACCCACCUGCCCCUGCUGCCCCUCCCAAGGAAGAAGACAAGUACAAACCCAACUCAGUCCUCGGAACGUUCUUCAACCUCAACAAAGACCUCAUCGUCGAAAGGCCCGAGGACCGAAAGAACGACCGGGUCAAAGACGACGUCUACGUCCCCCCCAAUAACAUCGGCAGCAUAACCAUAACGCCCGUCAUCCCAGCGCAGAAGGACAAAAAACCGGUUGUGCCGGACAAACCCAAGGAAGGCUUGAUCAGGGUGAAGUCCCCGGCGGCGCUAAACGAAAUGGUGAAAAAGGAGAAAGCUAAGAAACCAGAGAAAACCAACCAUGUAAAAGAAAAACGAAUGGACACCCCGUUACACAUAGACACUAAUCUCCAGCCGAGUAAAAAAGACCCGAGUCCGAAGAAGGAUGAGAUCUCUCCAAAACAAAUAGAAACCAUGAGAAUAACUGAGAAUAAUAUCCCAAGGCCAGCCUUAGUUCCCGUACGCCAUUCCCCCACUUUCGCGAAACCGGACAAACGUCCGCCCGAAGUGAAAAAGAAAAAAGACGUAGUCAUAGUAUCCGAUGUGGACCCACUGGGUGACGUGCAAGCCGAGCCCUUCGCGGUGGACGAUAGUAGUAGUGACGUGGAAUUAGUUGAGGACUCAAAAAAUACGGACAAAAGUGAACCUAAAAUCGGUGAUAAUAAGAGUGAUACAGUGCCUUCAAAGGAUAAAGUGAGUGACUCGAAGAAAGUGAACAGUGUUAAACAUAAAGAGCGCAGCUCGAAGGAGACGAAGGAGAAACGGAGCGAUUCCUUGGACGAGACCACCAAGGAGAUCGAUAAUGUUAUGAGGGAAAUACGGGAAAUGCAGAACUCACAAGAACCAACAAAGUUGAACAGUACCUCGUAUGCAGGAGUCAUUACAAGUGCGAGGCACGAGAAGUCUUCCAAUGCGCCGCCGUUCGCGCCGCGCCCGAGUAUAUUUGGCGAGACGCGUUCUGACAAAGACAAGUUCGCAGAACGAACUUCUUUGAACAAAAUGGAUGGAUGUAGUGCCAUCACUGGUUGAAGCACGUUAAGAUGUUAAUCAUGAAGGUUGUUAUUGAAUGAUAGUCUAUUUAUCCCGGGAAGCUCGCGCUGCGGAUCCACACAGAACUUCUGAUCGACACUACAAUACACAAACGUAAGUAUUUUUAUUUAUAUUAUGAAAUAAACACGUUCCUUGUGAAUUUGUUCUCAUAUGCCUCAAAAAUUGAUGGAUCAAAAUGUGUUUCAUAUUUUACGGUCGACUUAGCAUAAUUACGCCUUAAACAAUAAGAGAGAUAAGUGACUUAAAUUGAGACUAUAAAUUGUCUACGGUAAAUCUAAAAGUCCUUUAAUGUAUCAUCUUAGUAAGUAUUCUACUUAUAAGAUUUACUUUUAUCUUCUUAGAGUAAAGGGUCAGCAAAAUUACUAUGUUCCUAUAAUUACGGCAAUUAAUGAAUGUAAAUUAAUUUCGAAUUAAUAAUUUCCAUCCUGGAUUAAAUUUGGCUUAAAUAAUUUAAAAUUAUCGUACACGCCAAAUGACACUAAAAUACUCUUUAUUAUUACGUAAAUAAGUACAUCUAGUCGAUUAUAAGUGACUACAUCACAUUUUUAGAAUUAAACUAUUAUUUGGUUUAUUUUGUAUUGUAUCUAAGAAGAAAAAACAAUAGUGAGGGGAAAGAAGUAGUGUCGAUAAAAGUUCUGUGUCCGAUAUCCGUUUGUUGUACACUGUCAGUUCUUUUAUAUACUAGGUAUGUAUAGUUCGCGCAUAUUUUGUAUAAAUGACUAUUAGUUUUAAACGCGUUCGAUCACUGAUAUAGCUCACUGCUCCACGCGUGUUUAUUAGUUAUUCACAAUGUAUAAAAGUAGAUAGAUAUAGAUUUUUUUGUUUGCGGUAUUUGUCACUCGAAUAACUAAUAAAUACAAUUAAUUACGUGUUCAAUAUGUCUAUCUGUAAGAGUCGAAAUAAUCGUGUUGUUCAGUAUUCAUUGCAACCAAAUCAGUUAAGCCGAUUUUACUUUAAAAUAUAUUUUGGUUUACUUAUACAAGUACCGUGAGGAUCUAGUGCGAGUUUCUUUAUCGAUAAGAUCGAUAUUAACAACUUGUCAAAGAAUUUUGUUACAUUUCGUACCGCUAGAUGGCGUUAGUACACUAAGUAAAAUUAUUACCAUAGUAAAAUAUUAAAAUGAAAUAAUACCUACCAGUGCUGGCACUAGAUCCUCAUGUUAUGUUGUCAAAUAAUGGAAAAAAUAUUAUUUUAAUAAUUAUGUUUAUUUUUAUUAUUCUUAUCUACUUAUUUCUUCACUUGAGAGAUCUCCGACUUGAUAUUUUCACUGCCAUUGCGUAGUUGCGUUUGUAUGGGAUUACCUAAAAUAGUUUUAAUCGUGUUCCCGGUAUUAUUUACUGUAUGAAAUAUGUAUGGCUGGUGUCAAAUGAGAUAGUCAUUAGAUACUACAUAUAUAAUAUCAGAAACAAAUGGAUGUUUUACUGUAAACCUAAAAUAAGUCUUAAAAUACGGUUAUAAUUUCGUUAAACGCUGUCGUUGGUAUUGUUCAAUUAUUUUACUAAUAGGCAAUAGCUAAUUUCCUAAGAAAUAUCUGUCAGUAUAUUCACACUUUCCAUUUCUUUACAACUCAUCUUCUCUACUCAAUCAAUUAUAUUCACAAUCUCUAUAAACACAUUAUUUUUACGCCAAAUGAUAUUUUUAUAUGGUAAAAAUAUGAAAAUACUGACAUAUUUUCAAAUAUUCAUCAUAAUAAUAUAAAUAAUAUAGUCCGUGUAAAUAAAUGUCUAUGUUGUUAUAAAAAUACUAGAAAAAGAUAUAUAGCGAAAUUGAUUUCGUAUUUGUGAAUAGGUGACCGCCUGGUUGGUAUAACCGUGGAGCAGUAUAUAGGUAUUUAUUUUUAAUACAUAAUAAUGAACCCUGUGAGAAAUAGUUUAUUUAUGUGUCUCCGAAACUAAAUUAUGUUUCGGCCACGUUCUGUUGAACGCAAAAACAUGUUUUAAUCCAAAUUCCAAAUUAUUCCCAAUGUAAUAAUUAUGAAUAAAUAUUUAUAAUGAAUAGAAAA